AUGGGUGUUCAUUCAUAUUGGGAAAUUGUUGGUCCUACUGCAAGGCCAGUAAGGUUAGAAUCUCUGCAAGAUAGGAGAAUGGCAAUAGAUGCUUCAAUUUGGAUAUACCAGUUUUUGAAGGCUAUUAGGGAUCCUGAAGGAAAUGCUUUAAAAAACUCGCAUAUAUUAGGUUUCUUUAGAAGGAUUUGCAAAUUAUUAUACUUCGGAAUCAAACCAGUCUUCGUAUUUGAUGGCGGAGUACCCUUACUUAAACGUAAUACAAUAAAAGCUAGGAAAGAGAUACGGCAAGGUAAAAGAGAUAGUGCAAAAAGAACAGCAAGGAAACUCCUGGCUCUACAGUUACAUAAAGGCAGGGAAUACAUCAAGAAGGGAUCACAAAAUAGUACUAGUACUAUAUCAUUCAGGCCAGAAGAUGAUUGGGAUUUGCCCGAGAUUGAAGGUUUCUUAUAUAGUGUGAAAGAUCAAAGGAUUAAUCCUGAUUAUGAAAAAGAGAGAAAGCAAAAACUUUUAUCAAGUUCAAAAAUUGAGGAAGCUAUUGAUGAUUUGGACCUGGAAUCGAUUAAUCCAACCUCCAAAGAGUUCACUGAAUUACCAAAGGCAGUGCAAUAUCAAAUAUUGGCACAAUUAAGACUUAAAUCUAGACUUAGGAUGGGUUAUAGUAAAGAACAACUGCAACAAGUUUUUCCUAAUAGUAUGGAUUUCUCCAAGUUUCAAAUAGAUAUGGUGAAGAGAAGAAACUUUUACACUCAAAAGCUGAUUAAUGUGACUGGUAUUCAUGAUGGGGGUGCUUCAAAGCUAGAUGAUGAAAUUAUCGACAGGAUUUCUGGUCAACGCCAAAGAGAAUAUAAACUUACGAAGACAGAUAAUGGUUGGAUUUUAGGUUUGGGAGAUAACGAUGGUUCUGAAAUAAAAAAGGCCAUUAUUGUAGACAACAAGGAUGUGAAUGACAAAAACAUAAAAGCCGCUAGUGAUAAGGAUGAGGAAGAUGAUUUUGGUUGGGAAGAAGUUGACUUGAAGCCAAAGAAGUCUACUAAGGAUACUUUUGAUUAUUCAUUGAAGGCGGGUAGGCUGCCACAAUUUGAGAAGUCUAUUGAUUAUUCAGGAAGCCAGGCCUUUUUAGACAGUAGACCAAACGAGGGAUCGCCAGUUAAGCGUGCAAGGGGUGAGAGCACUUUAAUUAAGCCGAUUAGAGUUACAGACAGUUAUCAAUUUGAGGAUAAUAAUAAGGAUGAUGAUUAUGAUGACGAAGAUGAUUAUUUAGAACACAUAAAUGAGCUCGAGUUGAUGGAAGCUGUCAAAAAAUCACAAUUAGAGGCAGCAGCUCUAAAAGGUAAUAUCGAUAAAGAUAACAACGUGGCUACUGUCGAUGAAAAGGCUAAAAUUGAUAGCAACAAAGAAGGAGGAGAAAACAUAGUGCGUACUCCUAUGAAUCUUUCAGUUGAUACCUCCUCUAAUGCGAACGGCUUUCCUUUAACAGAAGGACAACAGAAUUUGAAUUAUAUUGUCGGUAAGCUUCCUGAUCUUCAUGCCAAAGACUCACAAUCUUUUCUUUUCAAUAAUGUCCAAGAUGAGAAAGAAACAAGAAGUGGUACGUCCCAUAAGCCGGUUCCAGAACUUCCUGCAUGGUUUCAAUCAAAUGAACAGGACUCCACGUUAUUUUCGAAGAGUAACUUUGUAGCUGAUAGGGGUGAAGAACGUGAUUCUUUUCCUAAAGAAAAUCUGAGUGACAAUAAAGAAACAGAGCCUACAUACGCACUGUUAACGGGUAUCAAUGCACAAUAUUUGUUGGAUGAGCAGAAAAAAGAACUGGGAUCUACUGGUACAAAAGAAGAAACUGACGAUUUGAUAGAAACAUUUCCUCCAGUUGAGAAGGAAAUCACUGAGCUUGCUAAAAAAGACAAUGAAGAUUCAGUUGAUGAGAUGAAAAUAGAUGCCCAAGUCACACAAGAUAAGCCAUUGAUAUUCGAUUAUGAUUUUCCAGAAGAUGAAGAGCAAGGUUUAAUUGAAGACAUCCGUCGGGAAGAGGAAGAUUUCCGCAAGUUUAAGGCAAACGAAUUAAAUAAAGCAUCAAUAGAAUCCAAUAUGGAGCAUAAUAUAGCCGAUACUGCAUUCAUGGAAGAUGAACUGUUCGAACAACAGACAAAAGACAAGAGAGACUCUGAUGAAGUAACGAUGGAUAUGAUAACCGAUGUUCAAGAGUUACUUUCGAGAUUUGGGAUUCCUUUUGUUACUGCUCCAAUGGAAGCAGAAGCACAAUGUGCAGAAUUGAUAGCAUUGGGUCUUGUAGAUGGUAUUAUAACUGAUGAUAGUGAUGUCUUUUUGUUUGGGGGUACAAAAGUGUACAAGAAUUUAUUUCAAGAUAAAAAAUAUGUGGAGUUUUACAACUAUGAUACGAUAGAAAAAAGUUUGGGUAUAGAUAGAAAGAAAAUGAUAGAGUUAGCCCUUUUGUUGGGAAGUGAUUACACGACUGGUAUCAAAGGGAUGGGUCCUGUUUCCAGUAUGGAAAUUUUAGCGGAAUUUGAUGAUCUUAAGAAUUUCAAAGAAUGGUACAAUGAAGGGCAAUUUGAUAAGAAGAAGUUGGAAAGUCAAAAUAAAUUUCAAAAAGACUUGAGGAAAAGAUUAGUGAACAACGAGGUGACUCUCGAUGAUACUUUCCCAAGCGAAUUGGUUUUUGAUGCAUAUCUUCAUCCGGAAGUUGACCACGAUAGCACUCCCUUCGUUUGGGGCGACCCAGAUUUGGAUAUGCUUCGUACGUUUAUGAAAAUCCGUCUUAACUGGCCUCAAGAAAAGUCAGACGAAGCAUUAGUACCUCUUAUCAGAGAAAUCAAUGGCAGGAAGAAUCAAAAGAGACAGAAAACUCUAAAUGAAUUCUUCCCAAGUGAGUACAUUCAGGAAAACAGAAAGCUUAAUCUUGGUAAAAGAAUUACCACAGCUGCUGAUAAGCUGAAAAGGAGACGGCUAAAAUAA
Molecule: messenger RNA, 2967 nt
Organism: Kazachstania africana CBS 2517
Lineage: Eukaryota; Fungi; Ascomycota; Saccharomycetes; Saccharomycetales; Saccharomycetaceae
Gene: RAD2
Product: ssDNA endodeoxyribonuclease RAD2
Exons: 1
Coding region: 1-2967 (988 amino acids)
Biological process (GO): nucleotide-excision repair
Cellular component (GO): nucleus
Molecular function (GO): DNA endonuclease activity; single-stranded DNA binding
Source: RefSeq, a predicted model, not a curated record